This is a messenger RNA of Gongylonema pulchrum, 696 nucleotides long. The record is from the annotation of a GenBank genome assembly. NCBI's taxonomy places the organism in Eukaryota, Metazoa, Nematoda, Chromadorea, Rhabditida, Gongylonematidae.
GACUGUAGAAGGAUUCACAAUGAGCAGCUGCUGGAUGUUGUUGCGAAAAGUUUGUUGGAUGCGUUGGUGCUUGAAGCAACUAAUAAAUACGUGCGAGAAAUAGGGAGAUGUAAAAUAGAUGAGGGUAUAAAUUAUGUCAAGUCACGUCUGGAUAAAAUAAACAGGCAGCUGGACAGGCUAUGGCUGAAGCAGUUCUUUGAUCGCUGGCGAGAAUGCACAGCUCGUAGAAAAGAAGAGAAUCGACUGAAAAUGGAAUUGUUGGGGACGUUUCCUGUUUUGCUGCCUGCGAGUUGUCAGCUGGUCAUUCACCAACGGUAUGAUCCACUAACGAAUGGGUGCAUCGCUGACGAUUACAGCAAGCUACUUUUUGGGCAAAAACUGGACGCAUUCGUUGAAAAGAGGCGUGAGAAAGUGGUGCGGAAGGCGUUUGCGAAGUGGCGGACGUGGACGCGCUGGCAAAUUGAAAGGAGAGAAUUUUUCACCGUCGCAGACACUAAUUCAACAUUGAAAUUACAUCGUCGUUCCGCUGAUUUUCGUGAGGAUGAAGUUCGUUUACGAAUGGCGCUGGCUGAAGCAGAAUGCGAGCGACUGAAACCGUUUUUGAUUGACGAGGAAUUCCUCGAUGGUUGGUUCUUGCAAGUUACUGAUGGCGAAAUGGAAGAUAACAAAUUUUAUUCUUGUCAUGCAGUUACAUAA